Molecule: messenger RNA, 4378 nt
Organism: Prunus dulcis (almond)
Lineage: Eukaryota; Viridiplantae; Streptophyta; Magnoliopsida; Rosales; Rosaceae
Exons: 6
Coding region: 238-3996 (1252 amino acids)
Source: RefSeq, a predicted model, not a curated record
GAAAAGCUAAACGUCAAAAAGCAUGAGGUGGUAAAUCAUUUAUGCACAAUUACAUGGGCUUCUUUGCAGAUAGGCAUAAACCGAAGGCCAAAACUAAAAAACAGAGUGACGUUCACCCAAAUUCUCUUUCCUUGUUUCUCUUGGACGGUGAAGACCCAGAGGACACUGCCACCAGUCACCACCACUGGCUCUGCCUCUCUCUCCUCACUCGUCACUGUUGUGAACCAAAAUAUAAGAAUGACGGGAUUUGGGUCGUAUGGAAAUGGAGGACCUUAUCCAUAUUCAUCAUCGCCUUCAAGUUUGUCGGCUUUAGCGCCACCUUUUACUGUCGAUCGGUCUGUGCCCAAACCCAUGUCAAGCCCACUUGUGGAUGUGACCGAGACGCCUUAUGUUGCCCCCUUGAAUUCUUCUUCGCACAAUUGGCUUCCUUCUCACCCUCCCAUUACAGGGUCCAACUUCUUUGCCAAUCCUACCCCAGAGUUCAAUUCAUUGCCUUCAUCAAAUGCGUAUAGAUAUGCAGGCUCGCAGACUGUUGACCCACCCAAUACAACUUUGCCUGCUUUGAACACAAUUACACCCGCUUCAUCCAAUGCAUUUACAUAUGGUCAAUCCUUGGAUGCUGUUGCAACUAGUUUUGUUGAGGCCAAACCAUAUUAUCCCUCUUAUUUGUCACCUACAAUUCACGGGGAUAGUCCCUUGGUGGUUCCUGAUCAACCUAGUUAUGAUUGGCUAUCUACCACUCAUUUUGCUCCGUUGGAUGGCUGCUCUCGCAAGGAUUACACUCAAAGGCCGCCCGAUUUAAAGUAUACAGCACAGUGGGGUGGCUUGUGGAAUGGACUGUCAGAGUGGGAGCAGGGUAAACAGGGAGACUUUGAUGGAAGUUUCUGCUCAAAGAAAACUGAUGUAUCGGGCUCAUUUCUAUACAAGAAUUUCAUGAACCAAGAACCUCAUUCCUCCAAUAGCUUGAACUCAUUUGAAGAAGCAUCCCAUGGCAUCAAUACUCUGGGUUGGGAAAAGCCUGGUGGGUCUGGAAAUGCGCACUUAGGUGAUAAGUCCUUUGUGGGGAAAAAUUCCAAAUUCACCUCUUCUGACUUUUCAAAAUCUAUCAUGGGAUCCCUCUCGGUAGUUCCAGAACCCCAUCUUAAGGCACCAUCCUCACAAUGUGUCACUAAGACCUCAAACUGUAAAACACCAUACAGUGUGUCAUCUGAGACACAACAGCUUGAUGCUAGUCUGGAUUAUAUAACGUCCAUUUCAGAGUCGUCCCCUGCCUUUGCCACUAGAACACCAGCCCUUGGCACUAAACUUUCAGAACCAGAGACAGGUUUAUUCAGAAGGUUGAAUUUCAUAAGUGAUGCAGCUGAUACAGAUCAUGGUGAUUAUUAUUCCUCUGGUGUACAAGAGUCUCAUCCGCCACAAAUUUCUGAAGGAAAAGUUCUUUUCGAUUCAAGCCAGCUUGGCUUUCACCUUGGAACCAAGGAUUGCUUCUCUGCAGAAUCAUCAUCGGCAAGAAAUGAGGAGCUGUCAAAUAAUAGAAAUAUUAUCAACAAGGAUGCGUGGGAUAAAGUGUUUAAAGCGAAGCCUGUACUUCAAAAUUCUCAUGUUGGUCUUGAUGGUUUUAAAAUGGCAUUUAAAACAAAUGAAACCAUCAAUUCUUUUCUGAGUUCGUCUGACAAUGUAGAUCCUAAUAACCCAGGUGUGGACUCGCCAUGCUGGAAAGGAGUUCCUGGUAGUCGUUUUUCUCCAUUUGGAGCAUCUGAAGAUGGAGUACCAGAACAGAUAAAGAAACUAGAGGACUGCAGUGGUUUGAAUAUUCACAUGCCGAUGUUUCCACUAAAUGCUGGUGAAAAUGUUUCCUCCCAAAAGCCUAUCAAGAACGCAGUCGAAUACAAUGAAUUUGGGUGGCUGGAAAAUGGUUUGAGACCUCCUUUGAAGAGAUAUUCAGUUGCAAAUUCAGCUUUUGGAGAACAUAAAUGGGAUAAUCCCGUGAAGACCACCUAUGAUGCAGAAACAAGCCAUGAUAGAGGACCUCAAAGUUACAGGGAUGGCCUCCAUCAAUCAGGGAAUGGAGACAAGUCCUUGGGUCUCCUUGACGAUUGUCACACCAUGCAACAGGGUCAUGGAGAAGAUGGAUUAGCAACGGAAGUAAAGCAAACAUGGAGUUGUGUUGCAGAUGUGAAAUUGAAUGCAAAUGACACCAUGGAAUAUGGUUCAUCACAUGUGCCUUCUCGUGUUGUGGAAAAUGUAUUGUGUUCUUCUGCAGAGGAUGCUGCGACUAAGCUUUCCAAAUCAAAUUGGGAAGAAUCUAUGCUGAAAGUGGAUGUCCAGAUGCUUGUUGAUACAUUGAAGAAUCUGUCAGAAUUGCUGCUUACUAACUGUUCAAAUGGCUUGUGUCAAUUAAAGAAAACAGAUAUUGCAACCCUAAAAGCUGUGAUCAAUAACCUGCAUAUAUGUAUAUCGAAGAAUGUUGAAAAAUGGUCGCCUAUGCAAGAAUCACCAACUUUCCAGCAAAACACUUCUCAGUGUUAUGCAGAGUUAAGUGAGCAUCAUAAGGUUCUGAGUGCGGACAGGCCCCUGUCAGCAUCUGCCCCUAACAUUCAGGAUCAAGUUAUAGGUUCCAUUCAUGCGAAAAGUGACAUAGACAUGGUGAAAGAAGAUAAAAUGACCCAGGCUAUAAAGGAGAUUCUUAGUGAGAAUUUUCAUUCUGAGGAAACAGACCCUCAAGUUCUCUUGUACAAGAAUCUCUGGCUCGAGGCUGAAGCUGUAUUAUGUUCCGUUAAUUAUAAGGCUCGCUUUAAUCGUGUGAAGAUAGAAAUCGAUAAGUGCAAGGCAGAAAAUUCCAAAGACGUCUUUGAAUAUACUGCAGAUAUGAUGAAGCAAUCAAAGUCUGAGGUUUCCCCUGAUUCAAACCCAGUUAAUCCAUUAACACCUGAGGCUCAGGGUUGUCCAACUUCAAAUGUUCAGGAUUUACCUAUUUUAAGUCAGGAAGAUGAGGUUUUGGCCAGAUUUGAUAUCUUAAGGGGCCGCGUUGAGAACACAAAUUCCAUUAAUGCUUCCAAUGCGGGUGAAUCCAGCUCCAAGGCUUCUCCUGAACCCAGCAAGUUUGAGAGAAUCGCACCUGAAGCAAAUAGUACCCCAUCACCUGUUAUCUCCAUCCAGGAUUCUUCCAUAUCAAGCACAAUUGGGGUGACAGAUGAUUAUGAGGCUUCUGUUAUGGCGAGAUUUCAUAUCUUAAGAGACCGGGUUGAGAAAUCAAAGUUCAUUAGUGCUGUCAAUAUGGAAGAACCAUCAAGCCCCCAGGUUGAACCCAAAACUGACGUAAUUGUACCUGACAGAAAUGAUGGCUCAGUGUCUGAGUUCAAUCUUUUUCAGGACUCUCCUCUUUCAAUCACAACCAGCCAAGCAAAUGAUUGUGAGGCUUCUGUUAUGUCAAGACUUCAUAUCCUCAAAUCCCGGGUUGACAACUGUAGUGACAUGCAUACAGAAGGGCACCAACUGCCAGAACCCAAGAUUGAGGUAAUUGCACCUGACACAAGUGAUAGCUUAAUGCCUGAAUUCAGCAUCCAGGAUUCUCCCGUUUCAAGAGCAACCAGCCAAGCAAAUGAUUGUGAGGCUUCUGUUAUGUCUAGACUUCAUAUCCUCAAAUCCCGGGUUGACAACAGUAGUUACAUGCAUAGAGAAGGGAAACAGCUGCCAGAAAUUGGUGGUCUUGGAAAUUCUGGUAAGAGACACCCUUGGCCAAUUAUUAGCAAGAGAUCAGAGGGUGGAAGUUCAGAUAUAAAAGAGCAGCCUAUUUUGCGAAGUUUCAAAGCUGACAAUAGUGAAGGCAAGUUGGAUACUGCUAAGGAGUUCCAUCUGUUCGUUGAGGACGAUCCACUGACACAAUAUUUCAGGAUCCACAAGCCUGCAAAUCAGCUUCCUGCAGGCGGGCAUGAUAACUCUUCAUCAGAUUGGGAACAUGUCAUGAAAGAGGAGAUUUGGGGGCAGAACUGUUGAAUCUGAAGCUGGAAACCCAGAUGUACCUGGGUGGUGAACGAUUCCUCUUUCUUCUGUGCUUAAUGUCAUAUAGUGUCUGGGUAUAUGGUCGUGGUGGUUGCUUCAAACAGUAUAUGACUAUUUUUUUUAAAAACUCAAAAGUUAAAAAAGAGCUAAAUGACUCUUUGAUAUGUUAUGCAUGUACAAAGUUUUUGAACUUGUUUAAAUAUUCCGAACAUAUGUGUUUUGUAAUUAUCAGAAUUAUCAUCAUCUGGUCUUGCUGUCGAUCUAUCGUAUGGCCAGGUAAAAGCUUGCAUUUGAUCAUGAAUAUUGCAGUCUCAAGCAAAUGUUGUACGAAACAAUUUUACAUUUUAAGAUUUUGGCAUCAUAGAUGUCCAGUGUA